AUGAGAGGCACAACGGAAGAAGAAGAUGGAUUCACGAGCUUCUCUGAUGUUCUGAUGCUGUUUGAUGAUGUCCUUAGCUCCGGAGACGUUGGAGAAGACGGCUUCGGAUUCACCGGAAACGAGACUUCUCAAAUGGUCUCUUUCGGCGGAGGAAACCAAAACGACGCCGAAUUGCUCUUCUCACGACCCUCUUUCUCUCCCGCUUCUCCUCUCUCUUCACGCAAUAACGCUUUUGCGGUCGAUGAUAAAUCUUGUAUAUGCAAUUCCUAAUUCGACUUUCGAAUAGAUUCAAUCAGUUCGGGUGAUGAGCACGACCGGGUCUGCGAUCCAAAACCGGGUAAGAGAUGCAAGCGAGAUCAGACGAAGUCAUCGGUUGGAAAUGCUAAGGUUAAGAAAGAAAAGGUUGGUGAAAGAAUCACAGCAUUGCAACAGUUGGUUUCUCCAUAUGGCAAGACAGAUACAGCAUCAGUGUUGCAUGAAACAAUGGGUUACAUAAAAUUCUUACAAGACCAAGUUCAAGUUCUUUCAACCCCUUACUUCAAACAUAACCCUCUUGACGACGAAGACACCGGAGGAGUAAACCCGACGAUGAAAGUGAAAGAGUUGAGAAGCAAUGGUUUAUGUCUUGUUCCACUAGCUUGGACCGUACGUAACGGUGUUGAUUUAUGGUCCUCUGCUAUCUAUCUUGUCACCAGUCACACCAAAAGUGAACCAGUAGAGACUGUGGAAGUUAAAUCUUAUAAAGAUAAGCUUUUUGAUGCAUACAAGUAUUUUUGUUUGAGCGUUGAUACAUAAUUAAUGGAAUGCUUAGAGUAUCCCCAUUGCCCGAAAAAACGAUUUUCUCAGUGUCAGUAUAAAGGAUUUUUCCCUCGUGUUCGGCUAUA
Molecule: messenger RNA, 884 nt
Organism: Arabidopsis lyrata subsp. lyrata
Lineage: Eukaryota; Viridiplantae; Streptophyta; Magnoliopsida; Brassicales; Brassicaceae
Product: transcription factor bHLH113
Biological process (GO): regulation of transcription by RNA polymerase II
Cellular component (GO): nucleus
Molecular function (GO): RNA polymerase II cis-regulatory region sequence-specific DNA binding; DNA-binding transcription factor activity, RNA polymerase II-specific; protein dimerization activity
Source: RefSeq, a predicted model, not a curated record